Molecule: messenger RNA, 1761 nt
Organism: Tuber melanosporum (Perigord truffle)
Lineage: Eukaryota; Fungi; Ascomycota; Pezizomycetes; Pezizales; Tuberaceae
Exons: 5
Coding region: 1-1761 (586 amino acids)
Molecular function (GO): copper ion binding; oxidoreductase activity
Source: RefSeq, a predicted model, not a curated record
AUGCAUCUCGGCGAUUUCCUCGGGAUUGUGAUUAUCACGACCACUGCUUCUGCACUCCCUUCCCUGUUCACGGCGCCUACUACUGAAGUUUUGGCUCCGAAGCUGUUCUCUAAACGGAUUGCCAAUUGUGCCCAUGGCCCUACUACUAGGAACUGUUGGGAUGGGGGCAGGGAUAUCAAUACCGAUUAUUACAGUAACUUCCCGCUCACGGGGAGAGUCCGUGAGUACUGGUUGAGAGUCGAGAACUCGACUUUCGCUCCCGAUGGAUACCAGCGUACUGUGUUGACCUUCAAUGGGACAUUACCGGGCCCUACGCUUCAUGCCGACUGGGGUGAUACCAUGCGUAUCCAUGUUACAAACGGCAUGGAAUACAACGGAACGAGCAUACACUGGCACGGAGUCCGUCAAUUGGACACAACCGAGCAAGACGGUGUUAACGGGAUCACUGAAUGCCCAUUCCCACCAGGUUACAGCCUAACCUACGAAUGGAAGGCAACCCAAUACGGAACCUCCUGGUACCACUCUCACUUUUCCCUACAAUACGCCGACGGUGUCGCCGGCGCACUCGUAAUCAAUGGGCCUGCAAGUGCAAACUACGACGAAGACCUAGGCCCUAUCAUGCUGGACGACUGGUACCACAGCACUGCGUUCGGGCUCUGGCAACACAUCCCUACGACUGGCCCUCAAGCAGCAAAUAACGGACUAAUCAAUGGCAUGAACGUAUUCGACUGUUCGGGAAGCACGGACCCUAACUGCGUCGGCGGCGGGAAGCGGUUCCUUACAAAAUUCAAGCCCGGGAAGAAGUACCUCUUGAGGUUCGUCAAUAUAGCUACGGAUACCUUUUUCAAGGUCACACUAGAUAAUCACACAAUGACCGUUAUCUCCAUGGAUUUCGUUCCUAUCACACCAUACGAGACAGAGUUCGUUUCUAUCGGAAUCGGUGAGCGGUAUCAAGUUAUCAUUGAGGCGAACCAGGCCACGGAUAACUAUUGGCUCCGGGCAAUCUCACAAACCUCGUGCGGAGCUGCCAACCCUAAUAGAUUAAACAUAAAGGGGAUAGUUCGGUACUCUGGUGCCGCAAACAGAGAGCCCACUACCAGCGCUCGCGCAAUUCCAGACAGCUGCGCUGAUGAGCCGAAAGACAAGCUCGUCCCAGUUGUCGCGAAGUCCGUCCCACCAUCAGACCUAUCUAUUUCUCAGCGGGAGAACGUCUCUAUGACUAUAUCCGACAACAGAAUACACUGGAAACUAAACGGUAUCUCCGCGAAGAUAGACUGGUUGAACCCCACCCUUCUGCAUGUCCUCAAGGGGCAGACUUUUCCGGAGGACUACAACGUCUUGGAAAUCGACGGUUCCAACCCAUGGUACUACCUUGUGAUCGAGACAGACCUCCCCAUCGAGCACCCCAUCCAUCUCCAUGGUCACGACUUCUAUCUCAUCGCCCAAGAAUCCGGAACCUUCGACACCUCCAAGGUCAAACCGAAAUGGUCCAACCCACCUCGCCGCGACGUCGCCAUGCUGCCCGGGAGCGGGUACAUGGUCAUUGCCUUCCAGACAGAUAAUCCGGGUGUCUGGCUCCUGCACUGCCAUAUCGCUUGGCACGUUAGCGGUGGUUUUGCGCUUCAAUUUGUUGAGAGGAAGACGGACUUGUUGAAGCGGUUCAACCCGGCCGGGGCUUGGACCGAUACUUGCUCUGCCUGGAACACUUACAUCUCUUCGGAUAUUGAUCCCUCGCAAGAAGAUUCUGGGGUUAAGAAGUAG